Molecule: messenger RNA, 2388 nt
Organism: Astyanax mexicanus (Mexican tetra)
Lineage: Eukaryota; Metazoa; Chordata; Actinopteri; Characiformes; Acestrorhamphidae
Gene: inpp1
Product: inositol polyphosphate-1-phosphatase
Exons: 6
Coding region: 291-1514 (407 amino acids)
Biological process (GO): phosphatidylinositol phosphate biosynthetic process
Molecular function (GO): inositol-1,4-bisphosphate 1-phosphatase activity
Source: RefSeq, a predicted model, not a curated record
ACAGAAGCCCCGCCCCCUGCGUUGACGUAGCUCGUGGGAAACAUUUCUUUCCAGUGGUGAAAAUCUACAGCCAUCUACCUGAUCAGAUCUAUAGAUCCGUGGCGCAGAUACUGAUCGAUUUAUAGAGAAUGAGAGCGCGGCGCUGAGACCCGGGGCGGCGGGCUGGUGUAGACUUGCGCUGUUUACCUCCGGACCAGAGAGAACAGCACCCUACAGGAAACAGCGCGCGCGCACACACACACACUCUCUCACACACACACCCACACCACACACUCUCUCACACACAGCGGAUGAGUGAAGAAGAAUUCAGCUGCAGUCCAGAGCGAAAGACCCAAAACCCGGAGCAGCUGAAUAAACACCAGAGUCCAGGUAUGGCAGAGUUGCUGCGAGUGCUGCUCAGUGUGUCGGAGAAGGCGGCAAAUGUGGCUCGAGUGUGCAGGCAGGAGGCGGCACUGUUCGAACUGCUGGUUCAGGAGAAGACUGGACCCGACAAGAACAAGAAGUUCGUCCAGGACUUUAAAACACUCGCCGACGUUCUGAUCCAAGAAAUGAUCCGACACGAUGUCUGCGCUCAGUUCCCAGAGCUGGCUGGAUUUAUUUACGGAGAAGAAUCAAACAAGUUCGAGAAUGGACUCGGAGAGAGUGUGACGGUUACGGUCUGUGCCAGAGAAGAGGACACGACUGCCCUGCUGGCCAAAGUUCUGGACGGUGAUCAGACGGCUGCAUCGCUCCUGACCAAGGCCAUCCACCAGGACCUUCAGGUCAAAGACGAGGGGGCGGAGUCUCUGCAGCUCGAUCUAAGCCCGACAGAUGUUGGUAUCUGGAUUGAUCCCAUUGAUGGUACCAGUCAGUAUAUCGAGGGAAAAGAGGAAGAGAUGACUGAUGAAGGCUUCUGCUCCUCUGGGCUUCCAUGUGCGCUGGUUCUGAUUGGGGCUUACCUGCGUUCCACUGGAGAACCAGUAAUGGGCGUCAUCAAUCAACCGUUUAACCACAAAGACUCAACAGGCAAGGGGUGGGUGGGGCAGCACUUCUGGGGCGUGUCCUAUGGAGGAGUCAACGCUUGCUCCUUCCCGAAUCCCAAACUCUCUCUUGGGAAGAAACGCGACGCCCUCUCGGUGGUCCUGAGCUCCAGCGAGAGACAGGUAGUGAAGGAUGCUCUAACGCCGCUGUGUAACUGUCACCUGACCUACGCCUCCGGAGCCGGCUACAAGAUCCUGUGCGUCAUUCUCGGCCUCGUAGACGUUUACGUGCUCUCCGAGGCCAGCACCUAUAAGUGGGAUUCCUGUGCCCCCCACGCCGUGCUCCGGGCACUUGGGGGAGGGGUUUCUGACAUGGGGGCAUGUCUGUCUGCCACCAGCAACGGAAACAAGAGCUUCAAAAGCGAACUCACUUAUCAUACGCCCCAAGCUGGGUGUCAGGGCGUAGACAAGUGGGCAAACCAAGGAGGCUUGGUGGCGUAUUUGGACUUGGCAGUGUUAGACAGGGUUGUCGGGGCACUUGUAGGUAAAAUAUAAGAGAUUUUAUCAUUAGUUUUAUUUGUGAGAUGUUUAUCUUAGUUAUGUAUUUUACAUUGACAUAGAUCUUUAUUAUAUCUGGCAUUAUAGGCUAUUGUAAGUAGUCAGAGAUUUACAAUGUGGUGCCAAAAAAAUUAUUUUUACAGUGUGUAUAUAUAAAUGUAUGUGUAUACACUUCAUCAUUAAAGAAAUAGUUGCACCUAGAAGGUAUCAACCAACAGGAAUGAAAGCCCAAUGUCACGUCAUUACAGUCCUGCAACCAGUGGCCCUACUUUUUUCUGAAUGCAUGCUACAGUGCGCUAUUUCAAAGGAAUAAUGCUUGUCCACACACUGCUACCAUCAUAACAGUUACUAUGCCAUGGCCAGCCAAAUCACCAGACCUGUCCUCAAAUAGCAUUCAGUCUGACACAUUUGAAUCUUCUUGGUGCAACUACUGUAUUUUUUUUGAUGAGGAAUAUAUAUACAUUAUACAUGUUUCUGCCUGACAGUGACCCUAUAUAUGUAUAUGUUUAAUCACUGUCAUACUAUGAAAAGAUCCUGACUGGGAUCUGUAUAAUUAUUAUUUUAUUAAGUUAGCAUACUUUACGUUGAUCACAUUUAUAUGUGCAUUAUUUUUAAACUAGAAAAAUGGCUUAACAGCCAGUAUACACAAACGUUAAAUGUACUGUAGUGAAUAUAUGCAUAUAUGUUGCAAUGCCUAUUAUGUUUUAAGAUGCAUUAUGUAAUUAUCUUUUUAAAAAUAAUAAAAUUUAAGAAGUAUAUAAGUAAAUGCUACAUCUGUAAUAAGUUAUGUAAAAGAGUAAUGCAAAAAGUUUUUUUUUUUUUUAAGUUGUAAAAUGUACUCUGAUGAACUUAUCCUGUGCAACACAAGUAA